Aegilops tauschii subsp. strangulata is the source of this 972-nucleotide messenger RNA. NCBI's taxonomy places the organism in Eukaryota, Viridiplantae, Streptophyta, Magnoliopsida, Poales, Poaceae. The record is from RefSeq and is a predicted model, not a curated record.
CCUUAUACCUCGUUUGUGCACUGUCCUAGAGAGGCUAAUUCUGUUGUUCAUGAAUUAGCAAAUUUUGCUAAGGGCCCAUCUUGUAAUAGUUUUUGUUGUUGAGCCUCCUAGCAAGCUCAUCCCUCUUUUAUUAAGUGAUAUAACACUGGUCAGUUAAAAAAAGUGAUGUAACACUGGUUGAAUCGUAAAUAAAGAGUGGGAUAUGAUUUUAAAAAAAAUACAGCUGUAUCUAUACUUCUUUUCGGACUUUUAUAGCUGUUUUUAAGACACGUUUUCAGUUUGGAAGGUACUCCAUACCUUACGGUGCCAGGACCGCAGAGACGGGACUCUCCCGGCCAUGGCCGAUUAGGUUAGGGUUUCGACGGUUGCCGCCGCCGCAUCGCGUAAAGGGGUCGGGGUGCUCGAGCACGAGCGGAGGGCGCCGUCGGUGUGCGUCCCGAAAAGGCGGCCGCGGGCACGGGCUCGAGCGGAGAGAUGCUGCACGAGCAUGAGCACCCUGCAGCAGAGGACAUUCCCGAAUCUGAUCCCGACGAGUGUGUAGUUGAUGUCAAGAAAACAGAGUUGCACAUACAAGAUAUACGUGAAGCGAAACUUUUGAUCCAAGAGCUGAAUCAAUCGGGCGUGGGAGAGGAUAUCAGCGAUGAGGAGUUCCUUGCUUACUUUGACCAGCUGGCUCCCGGGCCUCCGUGGGUUGAUCUCAAAGCUGGGCUGACAGAAGAGGGUCUCGUUCAGCAAUACGUCGACCAUGCACUGUGCCGCUUCAGAUAUUACAAAUACAAGUUGUCACAGCCCAAGGAAGAGCCGCAUGGUGAUAACCUUCUCGAGGAAGAAGAGGACGAUAAGGAAGAAAGGGAAUAUUUAGCUACAUUGACAGAGAAGCAACUUCUUUUCCUUGAGGAAGAUGACGCUACAUCGGAAGAGGAUGAUAACCUUAUGGAUAAAACUGAGCAUGACUUGACUAUCAACGCCUAG